ACAAAAAUAUAAGAUAAAACCAAUUUGAUAGAACUAAAUACUACUAGGUUAGGUUCAAUUUUUAUUUUUGUUUAUAAGUAAUACACAGACAUUUUAAUAUGAAUAACACCGUUGUUACGCCAGGAACAGUUUUGUUGAGUGAAGAGCCAUUUGUCCACAUUCUGCAAUCUAAGUUAAGAAGCGAAAGAUGCGAAUUUUGCUUUGAAAGGUGCCAGCUCAUGAAAUGCUCAGGCUGCCAGUAUGUGCAUUACUGCGGCCGCCAAUGCCAGAAGAGAGCCUGGGCUGACCACAGGACGGAGUGUGCUAACUUGAAGAAGGUUGCUCCCCGGAUCGUCCCGGAUGCUGCACGCACUCUUGCCAGGAUAUUCUUCAAGCUGAAAAGGGGCGGAGACAUGGAGAGGAAGUUCUACUCCAAGACUCAGUUCCGAACCUUCAGGGAUCUGAUGUCUCAUUACUCUGAUAUCAAACAGGAUGAGAAGAAAAUGGAACAUUUUGCAUCAUUAUUCGCAGUGCUCACUGAGUUUUUAGGUGAAGAAAAUGUGCCAAAUUCUGCAGAGCUUUUGGGAAUAUAUGGCCGUAUGUGCGUGAACAGUUUCAACAUCUCUGACGCGGAGAUGCUGAGCAUCGGGACGGGGAUCUACCUGGGAGCAUCUGUCGUGGACCAUUCGUGCGAUCCCAACGCGGUGGCUGUCUUCAAUGGAACUACCAUCAACAUCCGAGCCGUGAAGGAGAUACCAACUCUGGACUGGAGCAAGAUCUUCAUUUCAUACAUUGAUGUGAUGAAUUUCCCCAAAGACAGGCAAAAGGAGCUACAAGAAACCUACUAUUUCCUGUGUGGAUGCUCUAGAUGUAAAGACAUCGAAGAAAUCAAAUCAAUGUCUGCAAUUCUAUGUCCGAAUACAAAAUGUGGGUCUCCUGUUCCAGUAACAAAAGAGGAUGCUGGACAUAACGACUUGUCCUGCCCUGUGUGUGGAGAGGCCGUAAGUAAUGAUACUUACCAAGAAUACCUGGAAGUUGCAGAGUUUACGCAAGACCAACUUAAAAACAUGACGGCAGACCUGGACGUGUGCGCGGUGUGCCUGAGGAAGCAGCGCGGGCUGUUCCACGAGCUGGACCUGCUCCGUGCCAAGGUGCUCGACCUGGCCCUGGAGAGCUGCAUCGCGCUGGGCCAGUGGGAGGACGCGGCUCGCCACGGCACGCGGCUGCUGCCUGCCUACAGGAGGUACUACGGGGCGAGGCACCCCUUGUUCGGGGUGUUCCUCUUGAAGCUGGCGAAGAUCAGCCUGUACCUGGGCCGCGCGCCGGAGUGCUCGCGCCUGCUGGCGGAGGCCCAGGGCGUGGUCGCGCUCACGCACGGCCGCCAGCACGGCCUCUACACGGGCGAGCUGUCGGCCCUGUGGCGCCAGUGCCGGGCCGAGUGCGCUUCCUCGACUGUCGCACCUUAGGUUCUUGUUGCAUGUCCUCCUCGUUGCUGUGAACUAGAGGUGGGUUGUUACAGCAAUUUUCGGUAUCAGUUCCAACCAGUUACUGAUACAGUAAUGUACCUGUUACAAGUAGCUGAUACUUCUGUAUCAGCUACAGCAGUAGCUGUCCCAGGAAGCAACAAGGUAUCAGCAUUCUCGUUACAGGUUACACAUCCUCUGUGCCGUCAUCACCAGCGUAAAAAGGUAUCAGUUUUCUCGUUCCAAGUUCUUCGUAAAAAGGUAUCAGUUUUCUCAUUCUACAUUCUUCGUAGUCUAAAAAGGGUAUCGGUGUUCUCUUUCCACGCCUUUCGUAAUCGGAGUCUUCAAUCUUUGCAAGGAGCACGUACUGCGCACUGAGCGUACUUUGAUGAGAAGCCUAAGAUGUACAUCAAGCUCUGUCCCUGCCAGAACAUGCCCGAAUAUUCACCUUCGGCCAACCUCGGGAUUUGUUUUAUUUUUGCGCAGGAAAAAUGAAUUCAAAUAUUAAAAGUGGUCGGUUAGGUUAGCUACA
This is a messenger RNA of Bacillus rossius redtenbacheri, 1974 nucleotides long. It is a transcript of the gene Smyd3, whose product is annotated as histone-lysine N-methyltransferase SMYD3. The transcript has 9 exons. Lineage: Eukaryota; Metazoa; Arthropoda; Insecta; Phasmatodea; Bacillidae. The record is from RefSeq and is a predicted model, not a curated record. Gene Ontology annotation, molecular function: protein binding. Gene Ontology annotation, cellular component: nucleus. Bases 99 to 1445 code for a protein of 448 amino acids.